Messenger RNA from Ipomoea nil (Japanese morning glory), 1488 nucleotides. RefSeq names its product patatin-like protein 3. NCBI's taxonomy places the organism in Eukaryota, Viridiplantae, Streptophyta, Magnoliopsida, Solanales, Convolvulaceae. Gene Ontology annotation, molecular function: glycerophospholipase activity; monoacylglycerol lipase activity. The transcript has 6 exons. The coding region runs from base 100 to 1326 and encodes 408 amino acids. Gene Ontology annotation, biological process: lipid metabolic process. The record is from RefSeq and is a predicted model, not a curated record.
UGACAAUCGCCCUUCCGAGUCGUGGGUGACGAGGAAGAUUUAUCUUCCUAAUUCGCAUUCAUAAAUAACAAUACAUUUUUUUAUUUUUGCGGAUAGGAAAUGAUGGGGAAGGGGGCAAUGUUGAGUUUUGUAGCGUUGCUUACAAUGGCCCAGAUGUUGGGACCUGGGGCUGCUUCGGCAGCAAAAAGAGGCAAAAUGGUUACAAUUCUGAGCAUUGACGGGGGAGGUAUUAGGGGGAUUAUUCCGGCCACCAUUCUGGCGCAUCUGGAAUCCAAGCUUCAGGAGCUAGACGGACCCGAGGCGAGAAUUGCAGAUUACUUUGAUGUAGUGGCGGGAACAAGCACGGGUGGGUUAAUGACCGCCAUGCUUACAGCUUCUAACAAAGAUAACCGUCCCUUGUAUGCUGCCAAGGACAUUAACCCAUUUUACAGGGAACAUGGACCAAGAAUCUUCCCGGCAUUCAGCCGAAACAACUUCCUGAAGAAUUUAGGCGGGCCCAAGUACGACGGGAGGUAUCUGAGAGGGCUGGUCAAGAGAUUACUAGGAACCAGAACAAUGAGCGAAACGCUAACAUGUAUUAUUAUACCCAGUUUCGACAUUAAACGCCUUCAGCCUGUUAUGUUCACUACAACUGACGCAAAAGCAAAUGCCAGCAAGAAUGCUCAGCUAUCAGAUGUGUGUCUGGGUACAUCUGCAGCGCCAACUUAUUUCCCACCUUACUAUUUCGAGACCAAAGACGAAGCCGGAAAUAUAUGGAAAUAUAAUCUCAUUGAUGGGGGAGUUGCUGCUAACAAUCCAACUAUGAUGGCCUUAACCCACAUCUCCAAGGAAAUCUUGACGGGAAACGUUCAGUUUAGUAAGAUGGAGCCAUUGGACACCAAGAGAAUGCUGGUUUUGUCAUUGGGCACGGGGGCGGCUAAGAAUGAAGAGAAGUAUGACUGUGCCAAGGCCUCAUCAUGGGGUGUGCUUAGUUGGGUAUUCUACAAUGGCAACUCUCCAUUGAUAGAUAUCUAUGGAGCUGCCGGUGCUGAUAUGGUGGACAUUCAUGUUUCCACCCUCUUUCAAUCCAUAAAAGCUGAGAGGAAUUAUCUCAGGAUUCAGGAUGAUAUGCUGACAGGGGCAUCAUCAUUUGUUGAUAUUGCAACCACAGAAAACAUGGAAAUGCUUGAACAGAUAGGACUUAAUAUAUUGAAGAAACGAGUUUCUCGGGUAAAUCUGGAUACAGGAAGAUAUGAGGAAGUUCAAGGGGAGGGAACCAAUGAAGAAGCUCUAGCCCACUUUGCAAAGAUGCUUUCAGAUGAAAGGAAGAGUCGACAUGCCAACUAAAACGAUACAUACAUACCAUUUGCCAGAACUUCUGUAAUCUCACUAUUUUAUCUUCAGUUCAGAGUCUAACUAAAAGGGACUUGUGUAACACAAUUUUUUCACAAUACUUCGAUUUUCCAGAAAAUGCCACGCUCAAACAUGAGUGCACAAGUAUUUGCAAUC